CACCAAAAAAGAAGUUUAGGUGACGAGGAGCAUGCUGGGAAAUAGCAAACAUGGCGACCUCUGGUGAGUUAGCCGGCAAAGCUACUUCUGCCUCAGAAGUGGAUGUUUUAUUGCACCCUGAGCUGCUAUCUCAGGAUUUUCUCCAGCUAAUCUUAAGUGAGAAAAAGGUCAGCUGCAGAGAUUGCAGCAGUCGCGACCAGCUCGUAGACCUCUAUAUUCGACAUGUUAUCCCCCGGCCGCAGCGGACGUUGCCCAACAACCGCUGGGGAAAGAGGAUGGCGAAAGGCCGAAGGAAGCUGACACCGCCCGGCGGGCAGGCAAACAGGGAUCACAUUAAUUCCUCUGGAUCACUAAAACUGAAGAAAGCAGAGACCGCCACAGUGUCACCUGGAGUCAUCGACAGACUAAAACCUCCCCCGGCUGUUAACUUGUCCAACCCCAUUCGUAAACUUUCUCUUUCAUCCUCAUCAUCAUCACCAUCAUCAUCAUCAAAAUCAUCAUCUUCGCCUCCCAACCACACCUCUUCACGCAGCACCGACACAACAAGCCACAAACGGGAGGCAAACAGCUCGGGUGUUCUGAAGUCUCCAGAGAUGAAGAAAAAGAUCCAGCAUGUGACUUGGCCGUGACAUGUCAAUAAAGGAACAGAAAGUGCAUCAAUCCUUUCAAAAUGAACAUUGUUGUGCUCCCAUCCUCACUCACUCACUCCUGGCAUAAAAUAAAAUGUUGUACUCAGCAGGCGUUUAUUAGUUGUUAAUGUAGCUGUUUACAAUAAUACACUUUUACCUGUGUAUUAUGUUUUUUAGAAACCUGAUUACUUGAGUUAUUGUGUUAAUAUAUUUCAACCUCAGUGAGGUUAAGUGUGUUUAUAAGUAGUUCACAUAGUAUUGCCGUUUAAUGAUCUCAGCUAAAUACCAUGAAAUUUGAAGGUUGGCGCCUGCUUUUGAUUGUUUUUGUGGACUUUUGACAUCACCCCCUUUUCAAAAUCAGAGUUGCCAAUGUUGUAUUUGUACCAACAGCAUUUAUACAUAAAGUAUCAAUACAAAUGCUCACUCUUUACUGUUGCUUUUAUUACACUAUAAACAAUAUGUCAAUUGUAAAAGUUCUUAACAAGUUGGCAAAACGCCUGUGAGUGACAACCUUCUUGUGUGUAGAAGAUCUAUGACUAAGUGGUUUUGCAGUAGACUUUCAACUUCCAGAAGAAAACAACUACCCGGGGUCUCUAAAUUAGCAGCUGGUCAAAAAACACUGGCAUGAACUGCUGUGGCUGUAGGUAA
Messenger RNA from Nerophis lumbriciformis (worm pipefish), 1277 nucleotides. It is a transcript of the gene tslig2, whose product is annotated as linkage group 13 C2orf49 homolog. The record is from RefSeq and is a predicted model, not a curated record. Gene Ontology annotation, biological process: embryonic morphogenesis. Gene Ontology annotation, cellular component: tRNA-splicing ligase complex. Lineage: Eukaryota; Metazoa; Chordata; Actinopteri; Syngnathiformes; Syngnathidae.